Messenger RNA from Ilex paraguariensis (yerba mate), 1046 nucleotides. NCBI's taxonomy places the organism in Eukaryota, Viridiplantae, Streptophyta, Magnoliopsida, Aquifoliales, Aquifoliaceae. The record is from the annotation of a GenBank genome assembly.
CUCCAUGGCCAUGGGACCUUACAUGUCAGCCAGGAAUGUCCCAUUCCAAAAUAUAACAUCAAUUGCCUACUUCCAAUACCUUGGUGCCAUGCCAAAUAGCAUUGCUUUACCAGCUCCUCUGCCAGUUUUCAACGAUAAUCUAGCCGUUAAGACAGUCAUGGAUGGGCUUAAAAGUCUUAAUCCUGCUCAAAUCCCAAAGAGAUUGAUAAAAACCUUUUCAUCACUAUUGGUGUAAACGUUCAGAAAUGCUCUUCGAAAAAUCCACAGCAGAAUUGCCAGGGAGUUAACGGAGGAGUUCUGGCUGCUUCAAUGAACAACAUUAGUUUUAUUAAGCCUAACAUUUCACUUUUGGAAGCUUAUUACAAGAAUAUAAAUGGUUAUUUCACCGAGGAUUUUCCAGAGGUACCUCUCAAAUUCUACGACUUUGUCAAUGGGGCACCUAAUAACCCUCCUAAUGACACCCAAUCAUUGAAUGGAACUAGGACAUAUGUCCUUGAGUAUGGGACUAGGGUUCAAAUCAUUUUGCAGGACACUGGAACGAUAUCAACUGAAAACCACCCAAUUCAUCUUCAUGGCUACAGUUUCUACGUUGUGGGGUAUGGUACUGGAAAUUAUAAUCCACAAACAGCAAAUUUCAACUUGGUGGAUCCACCUUACAUGAACACAAUUGGAGUUCCAGUAGGCGGAUGGGCAGCGAUUCGCUUUACUGCAGACAAUCCAGGGACUUGGUUCAUGCACUGUCACUUGGAAAUACAUAUGUCAUGGGGCUUAUCUGUGGUUUUCAUAGUGAAGAAUGGACAAGGAGCGCUAGAGACACUUCCCCAUCCUCCGGCAGACCUGCCACGAUGCUAGAGUACAUGGGAGUUUGAUAAUGACACAGGAUUUUGGUUGUAAUAUUCGGAUUAAACGAUUCUUUUGAUGCAAGUGUGUUAUAGGAGUGGCUUGUUUUUCUUGACAACAAGAAAAUGUGGUGUAUCGCAAAGGUUGGAAUGAAUAAAGAAAAUUGCUUUCCAUGCUCUGUUUUAUGUCAUACUUUUUAAUCUGAU